AUGGCCAGGAGGAUCCAGGACUGGCAUGGAAGCCUGAGCACCUCCAAUGCCUGGCGUCUUUACGACCAUGCUUUGUGCUGCCUGAGAUCGCUCGUGGACACAAACGGCUUCUUCUGUGUGGACCUUCCCGGCCACCUCUGCUCCCCGACCUCCUUAUCCUCCCUCCAGGAGGUCUUCAGCGCUCCCUCCACGGUCUGGGCUGAGGUGCUGGACUCUGAGGACGAAGGACAGCUGCUGAAGGAUCACGCUGGCAGCAGUGUGGUGGCGGGUUUGGAGGGAGAGAGAAAAGUCAAGGAGGUGUUUGGAAUAACCCAGAACCGUUGUGGCUUCCCAAGGCCUGUCUGCUCCUCUCCCCUGGAGCAGCCGGUCCUUCUGCAGGGCUCCUGCAGCCCUUGGUUCACCACCAACCUCUGCGCAGCACCCACAAAGCCCCCCACCGCCAGCACCCAGCACUGCUCGCAUCACCCCGCUGGCACAACUGUCCGCUUGGCGGACAGCCUCCCAGCCACCCGCGGGGAAGGCCAGAGCCUAACAGAGCGCGAGCUCUGCGUGGAUGGGGGCCGAGGCAGCCAGAGCAGCAAGUGGGCUUUGCGGCUGCUUGAGGAGAUCCAGAACGGGGCCAGGGACAACCUUUGGGAGGGAGCAGAGCAAAAGGUGGUAUUCAUCACAGGACGAAUCCACCCAGGGGAAACACCCUCUUCAUUUGUGUGUCAAGGGAUCAUUGACUUCCUCAUAAGCCAGCACCCUAUUGCUCGUGCCCUACGGGAACACCUGGUCUUCAAGAUUGCACCCAUGCUCAACCCUGAUGGCGUCUACCUGGGCAAUUACAGGUGCUCUCUGAUGGGGUUCGACCUGAACCGUCACUGGCUGGAUCCCUCUCCAUGGGCUCACCCCACCCUGCAUGGGGUGAAACAGCUCAUCAUUCAGAUGUACAACGACCCAAAAACAAGCCUGGAGUUUUAUAUUGACAUCCACGCCCACUCCACCAUGAUGAAUGGCUUCAUGUAUGGCAACAUCUUUGAAGAUGAGGUGCGGUUCCAGAGGCAGGCCGUCUUCCCCAAGCUCCUCUGCCAGGAUGCCGAGGACUUCUCCUACUCCAGCACGUCCUUUAACCGAGAUGCCGUGAAAGCAGGAACUGGCCGUCGCUUCCUCGGUGGGCUGCUGGACCACACUUCGUAUUGCUACACCCUCGAGGUUUCCUUCUAUAGCUACAUCAUCGGCGGCACCGCGGCCGCUGUGCCCUACACGGAGGAAGCCUAUAUGAAGCUGGGGCGGAACGUGGCGAGAACGUUUUUGGAUUAUUACCGGCUGAACCCCAUGGUCGAGAAAGUGACGAUCCCCAUGCCAAGGCUGCGAAACAAGGAGUCAGCUUCCCAAAGGAGGAAAGAACGCCCCCCCUACAAGCGCCCACUCCUGCGGGGCCCAGCCAGCAGCCACCCCGACAGCAAAGGGGGCAAGAAGAGCUCAGUGAACCACAAAGACCCUUCAAUCUUUUUAAGGAUGCGGAGUCCGGGGAGGUCUUGUGGUGGCAGGGGCAUGCAUUUUCUGCUGGGGCAUGAAAUUAAUCACCCUUCUCUAGUUUCCAAGAUAAUGGCUGUGAGAUAA
Messenger RNA from Lipotes vexillifer (Yangtze River dolphin), 1605 nucleotides. It is a transcript of the gene AGBL4, whose product is annotated as AGBL carboxypeptidase 4. Gene Ontology annotation, molecular function: metallocarboxypeptidase activity; zinc ion binding. The record is from RefSeq and is a predicted model, not a curated record. Gene Ontology annotation, biological process: proteolysis. Lineage: Eukaryota; Metazoa; Chordata; Mammalia; Artiodactyla; Lipotidae.